This is a messenger RNA of Penaeus vannamei (Pacific white shrimp), 3091 nucleotides long. RefSeq names its product FHF complex subunit HOOK interacting protein 2A. NCBI's taxonomy places the organism in Eukaryota, Metazoa, Arthropoda, Malacostraca, Decapoda, Penaeidae. The record is from RefSeq and is a predicted model, not a curated record.
AGCUGCCAGUGACGAAGGUGUUGGUGUCGCCGAAAUCCGAAGUGCUGGGGGGUUUCCAUCGCACUGUCUUGACCUUCCUGGAGACAUAUUUUUUGGAGACGCUCGACGAGGAAAUUGAAGCUGACCCCGCCAUGCCGCCCGUACAGCGAACGCUCGACUACCCCGCCGUUUGCGUAGAGCCAACAUGGCUCGAGUGGAGAGGCCUCAUGUCGUGUGUUGAGAUAUUUGGGUUCGUGUUGAAUGAGACGCUGUGUCGCACCAGCCGGAAGAGGAAGCACGACCCAGUCAUGUUUUCAAGGAUAUCAGACGCACUUCAGGCUGCAGCUGAUGUGGUUGCUCCACCAUGUCCACGUGUUGAAGAUCUACGCUACCACUGGACGCAGUUGUCAAUCAUAUGCCAGCGAUGUCAGCACAACGAGGGGCAGACACCAGCCAUCGAGGAGACACAUGUCCCAAGACACUUGACACAGAUGCUCAAGAUGUUGGUGGCUGAGGAGAGGGAGCAACGUGUGGGUGGGCCAUUGAGUCCGUGCAUGGAAUAUCUGGUACAGGAAAAAGUGCUUGCCACCUUGGCCUCCCAUGCCAGGGCUGAUCGUCCCCUUGGGAUCCGCCAGCAUGCGUAUGUUUUCUUGGUUGGGGUGCUGAACCAUCUCCACCAUUCCCAUCUGCAUCAUGGUCCUGUGCACAAGCCGCUCCAGGUGAUGGUGAAAGCUAGCUGUGAAAUGAGAGCAUCACCCUAUGAGCACGAAGAGAUGGAAUUCCUGUCUACUCUUUGUGAAAAAAUACGACAAGAUAGUAGUAUCAUCCUCUUGUAUAUUCAGCCAAUAGCAAUAACUGGAGGAGUCCCCAGUGGAUUCACACCUGAUGACAGCUUCCCUCCAACCCCUACACAUGAAGUUGCAAAUGGUACAUCUGUUGAUGAACAGAAUUCAUCAGCUGGGCAGAAAUCACAACCAAAGUUUCCUCUUGUGGAUGCCCUAUUGAACAUGUGUCAUAGUGCAGAUUCUCGCAUCUCUUCUAUGGCUCAUGACUGCCUUGUGUCAGUGGCCAGUAUUAGACAAGGACAUAGUAGUUCAACAAUAGCAAGACAUACCCUCCUCCCUCACUACUUGGCAUCACGACUGGUUACUGCAUCUGAUGCUAUUCCCAAGGAAACAGAGCCUGCCUUGAUAGAGGACAUUCCACUAACAGAGAGAAGCAAAGGAGAGGCCUUGGAAGGGAGCGAUAGUGAAGAGGAAGAUGAUAUAGGAGAAUUUCCAGGGAGAAGAGAAGUGAUUGCUUUCUUAAAUUGGCUAACAUUCUGUGAUAAGUUUGUAGGUGCAUGCGAUGGCACUUUAGGUUCAAGUAUCUGCAGUACCAUAAGAGAGGUGUUCUUAGAAGGUGUCCUGCGUGGAAUGCUGAAUAAUGAAGAUGAGGAUACAAUAUCCCUUUACCUGGCAAUCACAGCCAAGAUCAUCACUUCUGUUUCAUCACCGCUCCUUGUUAACAGUACAAUAUCUUGGUUGAGUGAAGAUAGUGAGGAGUUAGAAGGAGAGGAAUGUGCCAUGAGACACCAUUUGAUGAAGCUGUGUCAGCAACCUCCUCACCACUUACAGAUACAGGCCUUGAGAUUGCUACAGGUUAUGAUAGAGAAACCAGGCAGUAUGGCAGUACAAUCCUUGGUGCUGAACUAUGUCAUGACGCGAGGCUAUCAUGACUCUUCUGCCGCUGAACACCAACAAAGCUCAUGGUCAGAUGAAGAAGAUGAAAGAUACAAACAUAGAGAAGGCGAGACUUCUCCAGGAUCUGUACCCAUCAGUAGGACUUUGGCUCCUACUAACAUUAACAAAAUAGUCAAAAGGUUUUUGAUGGUUGUACCUGAAGAAUUACGCUCCACCAACAAAGAUGACUUUGAGAGCUACAUGGCAGAUGCUGAACGGCAGUAUAGAGACGUGUGUCGGUCUUGUGUCUCCUUUGGCUGGCCACGAGAGGCAGUGACACCUGAGUGUCCAUCUGACUCUUCUUCUACUGCUUCCCGUGAAUCUCGACCUGAGGCAGAAGGGAGCAACUUUUACGAGGGUCCUCUCUUGCGCAUGCUAAUGGACUUCCUGGAGCACUUACCUGAUCAGGACUAUGACAUCAAUCUCCAAGUGACCUCAUUAGUGGCUACCUUAGCUCUACUUCCACACCCACACCUGCACGAAUACCUCCUCAACCCGACGGUAACUUUGUCGGAAGGUGUGAGAACCCCCUGCACCGUGCUGUCCUCUGUGGUAUCCAAGAUCCAUCAGCCAAUAGUAGAACGUGAGGAUUAUGUUGAUCACUUGAAGGUCACCAGGUAUCAGCUCCUUGGAACCAUGGAAGAGUUUGACUUUGAAAGAGAUGAUGAUGAUCGCAAAUUUGAAGCUUUAAUUGUGAUUGAAGAAUUUACGAAGGAACUAGCAUCCAUAGCAUAUGCCAAAUACAGAACAGAAUGUCACGGAUAAAGUAAGUACCUGGUGCCACUGAUGAUUGAAAAGCAGAAGACCUAGACUUUAUUAGCUUCAGAAAUAGUUUAUGUGAUAAAUGAAAUGGUCAAGUGAUCUUGUUAUAUUUUUCUCGAAGUCUUUGGGCAUUGCUGAGGACGUUAGGUGACAUGGUAUGGUGUUGGUGAUGAGACACUAGUAUGUAUGGUUGGAGUUGCUUUGUUAUGCUUUAUUAAUCAGCAGUGGUUUUGUGACCAGAUAUAUAACUGCAACCUAUGAAUGCAAACUGCUGGUACUUGCAAAGCUAAUUCAUCAUCUUUGAGUGAAUAUACCUGAUUUUGAUAGUUUAUUACAAAGCAUAUUGAAUUUGCUCCUUCAGGUAAAUUACAAAGAUGGGUUCAAAGCCAUAUUAUUGAGUUUCCAAUUAGUGAGAUGGAACUGUGUGUUUGGAGCUAGUUCUUAAAAAAAACUUUCAUUGAUAUUAGGAUAUUAACAAAGGUGUUUCUAAUUUUGUUUUAGAAGAAAUGGCUCAUUUAUGUAACUUUGUUCUUUGAUAAUACAUCAUAUUUGCUUCUGAAUAUUAUAAUUGCUAUUUAUUUGUCUAAAUCAUAUUUCUCAACUGUACUUCAUUAAAGAUAUUUAUAGCC